UUUCAAGUGAACUUUACGUUAUGCUUGACCAUACUUAAUCUGGGUUUGUAAAUUUCGUAGAGAAGAUGGGCCGACACAGGGUGCAACGUUAGGUUACGUUUUCAGGCGCUAUUCAGAGGAAGUGAUCCUUCACCCCAACAUCUGCUUGAAGAUUACAAAUUUGUGACGUCAGCACGCGUUCAAGAUGGCGGCGCUCAUUCAGAACAUGCGAUCGUGCCUGGUCGUUGGCAAGUCGUGCAGUUUUACCUGGCAUCCCAAAAUGCUUGCAAGAUCAUGCAUGACGAGUGUUCAAACUAUUCCUUCAGUUGACGUAGAACAGGAGAAGAAGCCGCUGUAUCCUCCCGUUGUACCGUCCCUCACGUCAAACUCGGAAGUUGCCAAGAAGUACAAAAGACAGCUGAUUAGGCAAAAGAUUGCCUCUCUUUCAUCACCGAAGGACAAGAUCACUGCCUUGCUGCAGCAGAAUCGUAAAGCCUACAUGCUGUAUGCUCUGGGACGGCGCUACAAUGUUCAUGCUUACCAACAAUGGGUGACAAAGACAACAGUGGUGAAGCAACUGCCAGAGUCCAUUACAGAUGUAACGUUGGACGACAGAUUUGAGCAGGUCAAGUCUCAGGUAAUGGAUCUCAUACUACAAGAGAGGCUUUACAUGAAGAGGAAUGAUAAGAAGUGGAGGGAGCCAUACCGCUUUGGCGUGGUGUUUACAAAGGAGCUGGCACGUCUCCUAACCACUGCUGUCAGCGGUGGAGCACCCCAUCUUGCCACAGCUAACAUAAUCCAUGAUCCCAAGGUAGAAUACUGCUGGCCACAUACAGAGUACUGGUGCCAGCUGCUGGACCAACCAGACAUCCAGAUCCUUACACAGCAUCCCUUACCACAGUAUUGCCCAAUGGACAGUGAUGCGAGUAUUGAUGGUGAAAUCCCUGUCUAUGAGUGGUCUCCUAGCCAUCUUGCUAUCUUUGAGAGGACCAGAAAACGUACCAUCUUUCCAGGCUUCAAGAUUGAGUCCCCUACCCAGUGUGGACACACCCAGUUCCGUGUGUUCUCUAAGGACAUCAGCAGGGAGAAGUUUCAACAGGACCUGCAUAGGGACAAGACUGGGGACCAGCUUGAGCUAAGGAUCAUGGGGGCUGCGGUCAUGGGUCUGUUUGGGUGGACAGCAGCACAGGCUUUCUAUAGAGGAUUCACUUGGUACCAGGACUUGCAGUACCCCAUCACUUCACAAGCCAUCCUUACAGAUGGCCGUUACUUCACGUUUGGGUGCUAUCAGCUGAACACACUCAGUCUUCAGCAGGAAGACAACCCACUGAGGAAUGUCCUGUUCUACCAGGACAGCCAGCCUCUGUAUGAUGACGUCCAGGAUGGCCAAGUUGUUGGUUUCAAUGACAAUGUGUUAAGGACACUGUUACAGGUGUUGGGAAACCGCACAGAGCCCCUUCAGGUUGAGUGGGGCCCAGAACCGGUACCCUUCAACCCUCCCACUCGCUUCAACUAUCACCUGGAAGACACCCAGGAAAACAUUUUCUUCAAGCAAAUGUAUGCACCACACCUAAGGAAGGAUCUCUCGGAAAAGAGAGUUGUGCGUAAGCUGAAGAACUUCAAGGACCAUAGACUAGGGAAGAAUAUUGGCUCUAAUGUCAAAGACAUUUACCAGCUUGACUCUAACCCUUCUGUCAAGAAGUUCAAAGGAGAAGACUAAAAGAAUAGAAAUCAAGGCUUUGUGAGGGAUUAUAGAGAGUAUAUGUGAUCAUUGAUGCAGGAGAUUUUACUUCCCUGCCUUCAAGACUGGAUAUAUUUGUACACGUAGUUGUUUAGAAUUAUGAUAUGGCAAAUACAUGUACUGCUAUUUGACUUAUUAGUAAAUUUACAACAACAAAAAGAAGACAAACAAUAGAUAGGUAUCACAAUGCCUUGUCAUUUUGUACUAUGAAUUACAUUGUGUUCCUGCAAAAGUUUGUAAAUGUAGCUCUAUCUGGUUCAAAGAUUACUAUUGACAUAUGGAUCAGUACUUGUAACAUAAUUAGUAUAUCCUUUGGCCUCCACUAAUUUCAGGUCACAAUUUCAAGUACAUGAGUUUUAUUGUUUUACAGAAAAGCUAUUAUUGUAGCGUUUCCUAAUUGAAUGAGAAAAUACAUUAUGCAAG
Branchiostoma belcheri (Belcher's lancelet) is the source of this 2143-nucleotide messenger RNA. Its product is annotated as 28S ribosomal protein S30, mitochondrial-like. The coding region runs from base 185 to 1699 and encodes 504 amino acids. The transcript has 6 exons. The record is from RefSeq and is a predicted model, not a curated record. Gene Ontology annotation, molecular function: structural constituent of ribosome. Lineage: Eukaryota; Metazoa; Chordata; Leptocardii; Amphioxiformes; Branchiostomatidae. Gene Ontology annotation, cellular component: ribosome; mitochondrial large ribosomal subunit; mitochondrion. Gene Ontology annotation, biological process: translation.